AUGGAAGCUGAAAAAGACAACAAAAACCAAAUUCUUAAGGAGUAUUUUCUGGAUGAAGAAUAUGUGAAAAAUGGACAAAAUGAGGGAUUAAUUGAUGAAAUUACAAAGGAAAAUAUUCAGCUAAAGGAGGAGAUCCAAAAGCUUGAAGCUGAGUUACAGGAGGCCACCAGAAGCUUCCAGAUUGAAGAGCAUAUUCCUAAAACAAAAAUGAAAUUCACAUCAAAACAGACUCCUGAGAAUGACAGCCAGUUUUUAAAUACCUCCUGUUCAUUCAAAGUGAGCUCCAAAGUUCCUUACGAGCUACAAAAAGGACAAGCACUGAUCACCUUUGAAAAAGAAGAAGUUGCCCAAAAUGUCAUAAGAAUGAGGAAGCAUCGUGUGUGGCUAGAGGAUGUAAAGGUGGAGGUUAUGGCCAAACCAGUUCCAUUAAAUUUAGGAGUCAGAUGCCAGGUUCAUGUAGAAGUGUCUAAAGUGAAGAUCAAUGUUACUGAAAUUCCUGAUGAAUUACCUGAAGAUCAGAUGAGAGACAAGCUAGAACUGAGCUUUUGCAAGUCCCGAAACGGAGGCGGAGAGGUGGAAUGCGUGGACUAUGAUAAGCAGUCUCGAAGCGCCAUCGUCACAUUUGUGGAAUUUGGAGUUGCCGACAGGAUUUUGAAAAUGAAAGAAUAUCCUCUUUAUAUAAAUCGAAGAUGCCAUAAAGUUACUGUUUCUCCAUACAUGGAAACACACUUGAAAAAGUUUCAGGUAUUUUCAGGAACAUCUAAGAGGACAGUGCUUCUGACUGGAAUAGAAGACCUUCAGAUGGAUGAAGAAGUUGUGGAGGAUUUAGUUAGCAUUCACUUUCAACGGGAGAAGAACGGAGGUGGAGAAGUAGAUGUGGUCAAGUGUUCUCUGGGUCAACCUCACAUAGUGUAUUUUGAAGAAUAGGCUGAUGGAAUCAUAUGAAAGUCAUAGCUUCUGAGCUCAAAUCACUGUAAAUGUUUGACAAAAGUGAAUGUUCUUUUUCUUAAAAGAAAUGAAAACUUUAAUUGUUUAGUGUUCAUUUACUCUUAGAUGCAAAAUAUAUUUCCAUGUUUUUGAAUUCUUCCUUGUUUCAAACUGUGCUGCAUAUUUUCAAAUGCAAUAAGUGCACUGUAUUAAAAACAGUUGUCUUCAUAAAUUACGUGGAUCGGUGGAUUUUAUGUGGAAAUCAGCCUUAAGUGACCCACAUGUUCCCCUGCCUGUGCUGGCUCAUUCUGUCAUGGUCAUGUCAGUUUUGGCCCCAUGCCUACCAAUAUGCAGACUUGACUGUUAACAUUUUCCAAAAGAAAUUCAGUUACAUUCAUCAUUUGUGGUUUCUGUAGACUUUACUGAGGAUUCAAGGGAUUUCAAGAGUGAUUAUUUUCCUGCUUUGCACAGCAUUUCAGUCCUCAGCUCCAAAUGUUCUUAGAGCUGAGUGUGGUCUUUUUCUUGAACUUUCUGUCACCCAGAGUGCCAAGUGUCCCCUGAUUCCUUCCAAGCCAUCCCCUCUCCAAAUAGAGCUUAUAGUGACCAGCAUUUCUUUGUUGUACACUUCCAAUGGAAAGAAUAAGUGUAUGGGACUAAAAUCUUGGAAUAAAGAGUAGUAAACACACA
Molecule: messenger RNA, 1614 nt
Organism: Galeopterus variegatus (Sunda flying lemur)
Lineage: Eukaryota; Metazoa; Chordata; Mammalia; Dermoptera; Cynocephalidae
Gene: NMI
Product: N-myc (and STAT) interactor
Exons: 7
Coding region: 1-927 (308 amino acids)
Cellular component (GO): cytoplasm
Source: RefSeq, a predicted model, not a curated record